Papaver somniferum (opium poppy) is the source of this 832-nucleotide messenger RNA. RefSeq lists its product as uncharacterized. The transcript has 5 exons. Bases 423 to 620 code for a protein of 65 amino acids. NCBI's taxonomy places the organism in Eukaryota, Viridiplantae, Streptophyta, Magnoliopsida, Ranunculales, Papaveraceae. The record is from RefSeq and is a predicted model, not a curated record.
CAUUUCAACUUCUUCUUCUUUGUUUGUGAAUCCUCCAAUUUCGUAAGCCCACAAAAUUAAACCAACGGUCCUCCGCAAUCCAAACCCUAAUUUCUCCGGAGAUAAAAUAUUGGUAAUUUCUUUCUCUCCCUCUCUCUGUAGAUGGUUCUGUCAUCUUUCAUUUCCAGUUCAGGAAGCAUUGUGGAAAGAAAAACCAGUGGAAUCUGUUGUCUGUCUCUUGAGCUAAUUCUGACUGUAGAAAUUUAUUGUUCGGAAGCAUUGUGGAAAGAAAUACCAGUGGAAUUUGUUGUCGUCUCUUGAGCUAAUUCUGACUAGAUACUUAUUGUUCACAGGAAGCAUUGUGGAAAGAAAAACCAGUGGAAUUUGUUGUCUCUUGAGCUAAUUCUCACUGUAGAUAACUACUGUUCGUGGUAAUCGAGAAUAUGGAGGUAAAGCCAACAGUUGCUCUAAGAGCUAUGCUAGUAGGUGGAAUAGCUGUAUUUGCGAAGGUGGCUGGUGCAAUGAAGGCAGCAGGUGGUGUGAAGUUAGGAGCUGCAGCUGCUGCUAUGACAGCAGCAGCAACUGCAGCAGUUUCAACAAAAAAGGAAACAGAUGAUGUUUCCAAGCAACCUUCAAAGUGAGCUUUUAUGAUGUAUCAAUCGUAGGAGAUCUUUAGUUAGAAAAUAAGGAUGUGUAGCAUAAGCGUGCUAAAAUACGGAACCACAUUUGUAUUACAACAUUUAUCUGGAAGAUAAGAAAUAACAACAAAAUUUUGUACUUCAUUCCGAAAUCUGAACUUACAUAUGAAUACUAUAAUCGCCUGUACCACAAUUUUUACACCUUUAUAUGAAAA